CAUUGCUGGCCGAUCCUAUCCGUCCAUCUGGAUCCUCGUCAUAAUUGCGGAAUGUUCGUGUUUUUCUGCCAUUUCCCUCUCUUGAGAUCGACGAAGAGUAGGCGAUGGCGAUGGCGUUGGCGUUGGCGGCAGCCAUAGCUCGCGCGGCGGGGAGAUUUUCGAUUCAGUCGCGGGCGCUGGCAACGGCGGCGUUGGAGCAGAGCUACGAUGCUGCUCUGGACGAAACAGCUGCGCAGUUUAAGAAGAGCGUCCAGCACUUCGCUGCGGAGCAUAUCGCUCCACACGCUGCUACCAUCGAUGCCACGAAUUCGUUUCCAAAGGAUCGGAAUCUCUGGAAGCUGAUGGGAGACUUCAACUUGCACGGAAUCACUGCUCCUGAGAAGUAUGGGGGGCUUGGUUUGGGCUACUUAUACCACUGCUUGGCUAUGGAGGAGAUUAGUCGUGCUUCCGGAUCGGUUGGGCUUUCAUACGGUGCUCACUCCAACCUUUGCAUCAACCAGCUGGUCAGGAAUGGCACUGAGGCUCAGAAGGAGAAGUACUUAUCUCAGUUGAUAAGCGGGGAACACGUUGGAGCACUGGUGAUGAGCGAACCGAAUUCUGGUUCUGAUGUGGUGAGCAUGAAAUGCAAAGCCGAGCGUCGGGACAAGGGAUAUGUUCUAAAUGGAAACAAAAUGUGGUGCACAAAUGGACCUGUUGCUAACACUUUGAUUGUAUAUGCUAAGACUGACAAUAGUGCGGGAGCUCACGGAAUAACGGCAUUCAUUAUUGAAAAGGGAAUGGAAGGAUUCACGACCGCUCAAAAGCUAGACAAACUUGGAAUGCGUGGAAGUGAUACAUGCGAGUUGGUGUUUCAGGACUGCUUUGUGCCUCCGGAGAACAUUCUUGGUCAGGAAGGAAAAGGUGUUUAUGUGAUGAUGUCUGGGCUGGAUUUGGAGAGGCUUGUAUUGGCAUCUGGUCCUUUGGGUCUCAUGCAAGCUUGCAUGGACGUGGUUCUUCCCUAUGUGCGACAAAGGGAACAAUUUGGAAAGCCUAUAGGAGAGUUUCAACUUAUACAGGGAAAGCUAGCUGAUAUGUACACUAAGAUGCAAGCAUCCAGGGCUCUAGUUCAUUCUGUUGCUCGAAGCUGUGAUGCUGGUCACAUAGAUAGAAAGGAUUGUGCUGCAGCUAUUCUUUUUUCAUCAGAGAAUGCAACUCAAAUGGCUUUGCAGGCUAUCCAGUGCCUAGGUGGGAAUGGCUAUGUAAACGAGUAUCCCACUGGAAGGCUGUUGAGAGAUGCAAAACUAUAUGAGAUUGGAGCUGGAACAAGUGAAAUAAGGAGAAUGUUAAUUGGAAGGCAGCUCUACAAAGAUGAAUAAAUCAAAAUCAAAUACCUUUUACCUUUA
Molecule: messenger RNA, 1382 nt
Organism: Selaginella moellendorffii
Lineage: Eukaryota; Viridiplantae; Streptophyta; Lycopodiopsida; Selaginellales; Selaginellaceae
Product: isovaleryl-CoA dehydrogenase, mitochondrial
Exons: 16
Coding region: 105-1355 (416 amino acids)
Biological process (GO): L-leucine catabolic process
Cellular component (GO): mitochondrion
Molecular function (GO): flavin adenine dinucleotide binding; 3-methylbutanoyl-CoA dehydrogenase activity
Source: RefSeq, a predicted model, not a curated record